Molecule: messenger RNA, 4800 nt
Organism: Acipenser ruthenus (sterlet)
Lineage: Eukaryota; Metazoa; Chordata; Actinopteri; Acipenseriformes; Acipenseridae
Product: interleukin-12 receptor subunit beta-2-like
Exons: 16
Coding region: 225-2684 (819 amino acids)
Biological process (GO): cytokine-mediated signaling pathway
Cellular component (GO): signaling receptor complex; membrane; external side of plasma membrane
Molecular function (GO): cytokine binding; cytokine receptor activity
Source: RefSeq, a predicted model, not a curated record
UGUAUCAGCUCAGAGCAUUCGCUCUUCAGUGGCUUCGUUUACAGCACAAAGUGCAGAGUGUGGGUGACUGGUGAUUCAUCACAAUGAUCUGGUACUUUAUUUAACAUUCACCCAGACAAAUUAACAGGUCAUUUCAGAGAAUCUGUCAAAUAAAAUGGAAGCGCUCGAAACGUCUAGAUAGCAAUCUCUCCAGUCGUUAUUUAAAGGAGCCAGAUGCCUUUCACAUGAAGUGUUCUGUGGGACCGAGCUGGGUUGCCUUUAACUUGAUUGUUCUGCUAUGGGGUAGAGCAGCAGGAAUAGAAACCUGCACUGGGGGUGCUGCUUUCUCUGUGCCUGGGCCGGUAGUCCAGCUAGGAACAAACGUCACAGUAUACUGCACCUUCAAAAAGUCUAUUAUUGGAUGCAGAACAGCAAUUUACCAGGAUUCAAAUGAGAUACGCGAUUGUCGACAAUACAAUUCCUCUACCAUUUAUUUGGAGAUUGCAAACUUGCAGAAGCACAAGGUGGCGUUUGCCUGUAAAACAGAGUGCAAUUCGUUCUCACGCUUGAUCUGUGGGAUUGAUAUUAAAGCUGGAUACCUGCCUGACCCCCCCCAGAACCUGACCUGCACUCAGAAUGGACAGCUCGGGGAUGUCACAUGCACUUGGGACAAAGGAAGGGAGCCUUACAUUAAAACCAUCUUUCACUUAAGGAUGAACAAUAAGACUCAUGACUUGAAUGGGAUCUGUGAUGACCCUGGCUCUGGAUCUGUGUCUUUUCAUACACUCAAUGCAGAAUCUGUCUACACAGUCUGGGUUACAUCUUCAAAUGCACUGGGAAGUGCAUCUUCCCCACCUCUUAACAUCACACUCAAUGACAUAGUGAAGCCCCAUCCUCCGGUCAUCACUUUGUUUAACUGUGCCUCCUCUGAUUGCACGCUGCACUGGGAGGCUGCACAGAACUGCCAGCUCCUGGAGGUCAGGGACAAGCCCCUGAGCCACAGCACCUGGAAACAUCACACUUUGAACGUGACAGUCGACAGAUUCACUCUGCCUGGUCUGCAGCCCUUUACAGAUUAUCAGUUCCAAGUGAGGUGCAAGCUGAGCCACACUAAAGGCAUGUGGAGUGAGUGGAGUGAGCCAUUCACUAACAGAACACCGGAAGCCGUGCCUAUAAAAGAGCUGGAUAUUUGGUUUGUGAUGGAAACCCCAGACCCGAACUCCCUCACCCUUGUUUGGAAGAAGCUGAGCCAGUCUGAAGCAAGAGGACAAAUCCUGGGGUACAACGUGACAUCUCCUUUUCCAUGUGAGGACCAGAUCCCUGUAGACCUGCCAGACUACCAGAACCACCUCACUGUCACCAUCUCUCACUGCAUCCUUACACUGUCAGCCUUUAACUCCAGAGGAAACUCCCCUCCUACAAACAUCAGCAUACCUUUCCAGACAGGUUUUCCUGCACCAGGAAAUGUAACCUGUAUGCGUCACUCUAACGAAGGCAUUGUGGUUAAAUGGAGGCCUCCAGUAAACGAAAUCCUGGGCUUACGAGGAUAUGUAGUGGAGUGGUCUCCUACCCAGGAUAAACUGGACCUCGGCUGGACAAGACUCACUCAUGACAAGCUUUCUACGGUCAUAUCAGUGAUGAAACCCUAUGCUUGCUAUAAAGUUACGGUGAAUGCACUUUAUGAUGAAGGUGUUGGGAAGGCUGGAUUUGUGCAUGCAUACGUUAAACAAUUAGCUCCAACAGAAGGCCCCACGGCGUCUAUAAACCACAAGAGUAGUACAACGGUAACUGUGCACUGGCAGCACCUUCCAGUGGAACACCGCAAGGGCUGCAUAAGCAGCUACAGCAUUUACUUGAAAAGUCUCGACUCAGCGCACCUGCUAGUGCAUGGACCUAUUGAUGCCUCGCACACUAACUAUACAAUCAAUGGGCUGAAGCCUGGGGCCACCUACCAGGCUUGGAUGACUGCUUCAACUGCUGCUGGCGAGGGACCGAAGAGGGAGUUUGAAUUUACUGUCACUCCAGAAGAAAACCCGCUUGUGUUGUCUUUGACGGGUGCCACAUUAAUUUUCUUUCUGGUUUGGCUGGCUUUGCUGUGUAUUUGCUGUAACUCAGCAGUAAAUCAAAGGAUGACACUUCUCUGUUCCCGCUUCACACCUCAGUGGUACACGGGUCACGUUCCAGACCCUGCCAAUUGCAAAUGGGCUCAAGAAUACGCUGCUGUAAAGGGGCAGAUGAAGCUAGUUUACGACCUGCAUCUGAGUGACUCCCUGUCCAGCUGUGAUGAGCCUGACACUCUUGAAGUCGAGGAAGUGUCCGAGGACAGCGACUCAGCCCCCGAAGAUCUCGUCAGUGACAAUGGAACCGGUGCUCCAGCAGAGGAAAAGCAAGCAGGCAAGCCAACCAUGUUGCCAUGGUGCAGACCAGCGGAUCUGGCAAUAUAUAAACACCAGCUGCCUUGCGCAUAUAUCCAAAGUGUGUCACAAGAGUCUGACACUAGCGUGCAGACACCAGAAUCCUGUAACACUGAGAUUACUGUGGAUUACAUACCUUCCAACGUGUUACACAUGGGCUCCAGCGAAGAGGAAACCUGCGACUUCUUUGAUGACUUCGCCCCUUCUUUCCUCGGAAACCUGUUCUCAAAACCUGAAGGGACACUCACUUUGGAUGCAGUGAAAAUAGACUGCAGUUCCUUCUUGGAUUGAACUACCUCACCUUCGGUUAUACUGUAAUUAAAUUGUACUAACUAGAACUAGAACUCAUUUUCUACAGCCUGCAUUGCAAAUUAGUAAUGGUGUUAUUUUUGCUUCAUAACAAUGUACUAAAAUCAUGCAGCGAUGUGUGUGCAAAGGGGAAAACUUUAAGACAUAAAAGGAUAGCAAUUCAAUGCAUGUUGCUGGUGCAUGGCAUGAUGAAUACUGUUCCAACCAGUGACAGUAACAUGAAUGCUAACCACAAAAUGUGGAUGCAACACAUUUUCACAUAAUCACUUCUUUAUAGGAAUCAGCUACUUGGGAUACAGCCAAUAAGAGGUUGAAUCUUGAUCACAGUAAUGUCAGGAGGCAAUUUAGAGAUUUAAAAAAAAAAAAAAUGUAAGCCACUCCACAUUGUUAAUCCCUGGUGUUGGCGUGCAAAACCCAGUCUCUCAGGAAAAGCAUGGUCAUUAAAGUUUCAUUCAGUAUUUCUAAAUUUACCACCUUGGAGUGUUAAUAGUUACGGAUGGAAUACAAGGAUAUAAACACCACAUUACACCCAGAUCUCAGUAUCAUGUUAAAAAAAAAAAAAAACUGUAUCCAGUAAAAUCAUAAUCUUAGGAACAGACCACAUAUUCUACAAGCAUGGGGAAUUUGAGACUGACCACAUUUACACUCAAGUCUGCAUGGCCAGUUCCAACUACAUUCCAGGCCCAACAGCCAAACAUCUUUACACCACACAUACACAUACAUUCUGAAGUGCUGUUGUGUGUUAUCGUUUUUAUCUUACUGUAACAAUAUUCUACUUCAGUGUAGGAAACCAGCCGGGAAGACACACUGUAGUACAGGAAGUUCAAUGUUCACCUUUUCUUGAACAGCCCAUUUGGGACACUUGUCAUAAAACAGCCUUCAAAGAUUAUGAGCACCAAUACAUUUAACAUUUUAAAACACAGCCAAAUAUAUUUACUUCCCGUGCCAGAAUGCUUUCUAGUUUAGUUAUCCAUUUUCAAAGCGUUUCAACAAGGUCAGUCAAAUGCAGUCGUGGAAACAAUAAAAGGAGACCCUCAGUAACUUGCCAGUGUGUUCCAUUGAGAUAGUCUUACACCUUCACGUUUAGGGCUGUUUUUGCAUGGUUAUUGUUAAAAACGAUCCUGUAAUCCAGCUGUUGAAAGUGCCAGUUUUUUUUGUUUCAUGCAAACUUGAUUAAACCCCUGGUGCAUCAAGCACCAAUUUGUAUGUACACCACAGCUUGACUGUAAUCCAGCAAAUAGCAUUUCUGCUAAAAGGGCUCAAUAUCACAGAUAAACCCUGCCUUUGACAAGCCUGAUCUGAACUAAUUAUAGGUGGUUCACAUAAUGCCCGAUACUGCUCCCCGAGGUAUUGAUUAAAUACACUUUUACAGGAUAGUUAUACAGGGUGGAUCCAAAGUCACUUAACCAGAUAUGCAGAGAAGAAAAAAACCUGUGCUGGAGAGUAAGACUGUUCACACUGGGUCCGUUCAGAGGAUUUGAUAUUGUUCAGUACGUUUGGUAUGAAAUGUGAAGAACAAAGUCCGCUUGGGAAACAAACCGUACCGAGAUUGGUUUGCUUCCUAAAUGUGACCAACAGCUGGACUCGGUGCUUUUGCACAUAGGAAACAAACUAUACAAGAUAAACCGACUGGGAAGUAAACAUUUUGCGGCUUAGUUCAUAUUCUGAGAUAACAAGUACAGCAAAAAACUAAAAAUGUAUCGGAGAAUUACAUUAGGGUUACCAGACAUCCUGGGAUUAAUUUAAGGUUUUCAAUGGAGACUCGGAAAGUUUAGCGCUAAUGUGCACUUUUAAUAAACAGCACAGUACAAAAACACAUUUAACGAACAAGACAGCACAAGGGUCAAAAGGGCUACAAAAACACACUGACAUAGACAACACAGCAACACAUCCCUCCACCUUUCAAAUAUUAACUCUAAUAUUAACACCCAUGAUCACCCUUUUUAUACAUCUGUGGCUGGGGUUACAGGGAGAAAUUUAACCCCCUCCCUGCUCACCCAUAUUCCCCACACCCACACACUUCAUAGCAGGGCUUUCACGCAGUCAGAAAGUGUUAAUCGUCCCGGUUUUGCUAUUGUAUUUAUAUAUAUUUUUAAGU